Messenger RNA from Tachysurus vachellii, 5313 nucleotides. RefSeq names its product zinc finger protein 281b (gene znf281b). The record is from RefSeq and is a predicted model, not a curated record. Gene Ontology annotation, molecular function: RNA polymerase II cis-regulatory region sequence-specific DNA binding; DNA-binding transcription factor activity, RNA polymerase II-specific. The transcript has 7 exons. Gene Ontology annotation, biological process: regulation of transcription by RNA polymerase II. NCBI's taxonomy places the organism in Eukaryota, Metazoa, Chordata, Actinopteri, Siluriformes, Bagridae. The coding region runs from base 193 to 2628 and encodes 811 amino acids.
CUUUACCCAUAAUCCCCCGCGCCGACACAAGAUGGAAGAGGGCAACAGCUGCAGGAGAACAAUGUUUUGGCAGUAAACGCUAACAGAACUGUGUGUUUGGGGUUCAUUUAGACGUUAAAAGUCGGACGUGGACAUGCACGGUGUACCUCAUAUUUUGAGCUGAAUGACCGUUGCCCUCUUGAGGAACCAACCAUGAGUAUUAUUCAGGACAAGUUAGGCAACGAGUUUCUGCGCAACGGCAGCAUGGACCCCAAUUUCCCCCCCAGCAUGAUCAUGUUCAGCCAUUUACCUCCAGUUACCAGCUUCACACGGCUCACGUCGCAGCCGGUGGUGACUGAUUUGCCACAAGAGAUGGUCCUGAAGAAGGAGAGGGAUUCUCCUGAGCAUGGUGGUGGCUUUCUGCACAGCAUGGGCAUAAAGCAGGAGAAGCUCAAUGAGCUUGACUACCGCAUCCCACUGUAUGGGUCAGGUCCAGGGAUAGGGGGAGGCAAGAGUUCAGACAUGCUGGACAUUUCCCUUGGAAGUCACCAGAACAUGCUUCUGCAUGAUGUCAACAUCAAUAGUCAGCUUCCUGGAAGACUAGGGAAAGACCCAAAAGACUCCACACACAGAAAAGGACGGCGGGCAAAUGGGGAGGGAACAGAGGGCAGAGGCAGAAGGAAGCGGGGAGAUUCCACAAAGUCAAUGAUGCUGGAUGGGGAGGGAGGACCUCUUUCUCCCAGCUCCAAGCCGCACAUAUGUGAACACUGCAACGCUGCCUUCCGCAGCUCCUACCACCUGCGCAGACAUGUGCUCAUCCACACAGGUGAGAGGCCUUUUAGGUGCAGUCAGUGUAAUAUGAGCUUCAUCCAGAAGUACCUGCUGCAGCGGCACGAAAAGAUCCAUAGUGGAGAAAAGCCAUUCAGCUGUGACCAGUGUAACAUGCGCUUCAUUCAGAAAUACCAUAUGGAGCGACACAAGAGGACACACAGUGGAGAAAAGCCAUAUAAAUGUGAUACUUGCCAACAGUAUUUCUCUCGUACUGAUCGUUUACUGAAGCACAAGAGAACCUGUGGAGAAGCCAUAAAGAAGGGUCUGGACCCAGGAAUGCUAGACCUCGAUGAUGAAGACCUGGGACAAGGCAGCUACCUACACACUCAGGGAAAUACUAGUGCACCACCACGCAAGAGAGGCAGAUCCAAGAACAGUGGGGAGGGUGGAGAGCGGCGGAGGAAAAAGACAGCUCCAGGGGCAAGCCAAAUGAUCGGCAUGCAAGACUACGCCAUAGACAUGGCUGCUGGAUCUGGGGCAUCCUCUUCAGGGGUGGGAAACAUGGCAGACACCAGCAUGGCAAACCAGCAUGUUCGCACUCCCAAGCUUGCCUAUAAAAAAGGUGGACGCAAGGGUGGGGACAAGAGCCUGCUCUCAAUGGGUGAGGCUGGCUCAAGCUCAGCUCUACAAGAGCAGAAACUGUUACCUCCUAAAUCCAAUCCAAUGGAUCUGCCUGUUGCAGGCGGGAUGGAUGGUCUGGGCCUCCUCCAGAGUCCGUCAGAUUCAAAGCAAAAUGUCAUAAGCAGCAACUACGACGAUGCCAUGCAGUUUCUGAAGAAAAGGAGAUACUUGCAUGCAGCGAACAAUGGUGGUGGUGAGUACGGCUCGGUCCACCUUCCCCCUCAGCAGACGGUUAUCCAGGGCGGUAUUGGCGAACCCACACUGGCAUUACUGGACACUUCACCUCUCGUCAGUGUUGACAAGCACGAUAAGUCAGGUAUCCCAGACGAGGUACUGCAGAGCCUACUGGAUCACUACUCCCAUAAAAGUGAUGUGACUUUUGACCUCUCAGAACCACACCAUGUGGAGUUGCAUGCUACUUCAGCAACACCUGAGCUUGGGGCAGAUGAAAGCUCUUCAAACGGCUCAGCCGACAAAAAUGGCGUCAUGAAUGAGUAUUCAAAGUUCCUGCUGCAGACACUGGAGAGGACAAGCCAUGGCAGUAGUGGCAUCUUUACAUUCUUCCCGGAGAAACACAUGUAUGCUACGUCUCCUCUGGAGUGUACCUUCAGCCAGUCUGUCUCUUCCCCCCAUGGUCCUUCAUCUGUCUCUGUGCUACCAAAGCCCCACUUCAGCAUGCUGGUGGGUUCCCAGUCUCCUGCUCACAACUCUCCUUCCUCCCAGCAGGCCUUUCACCUGAGUGCCCUAGAGCCCUCUGCCCACCAGCAGCUAACGCCAUCUCAAGAGCUCACUGAACAGUUGGAUACCCAGGAACUUGAUAACGGUAGAGGGCAGAAGGAGCAGCAGGUGAAGAACGGUAACGGCACCAGUGCAAACACCACCAGCAGCGGCUCCACUUCUGUCUACUCCCUAUCUUCCCCUCCUGAUCUGACGGCCCUGGAACCAUCCAAGGAGGUGGACAUGCGCCCCACAUUUCAGAUCGAGAACUUCGCUCAGGCAUUCGGGUCCCAGUUCAAAUCCGAGCGCCGGACCCCAUUGGCGUACAGCUCUGACCCCCAGAUCGUUGUUGUCGAGGUUGACCCCCGAAUAUCGCGAACUCCCGUGUCGGAAUUCUCAGGGUAUACCAGUCUGUUAGCUGAAGUAAAUGAGCCAGCUAGCUCAGGAACCAAAACCCCCACGAGCCAAAGCUACAGGUAAAGGUUUUGGUAGCCAACCUAACCCUGCAGUUUGGGACAAGGACGUUCCCCAAUGCCCUCAACCCCAAUUCCCUCUUUUUUAAAGCAAGAUAAAAUAUUAAUUAUUACACUGCCAUUAAUUGUUAAUACUCUACCAGGGAAGGUCUAUCUGACCUCAAAUGCAAUUUUUUUUAUAUUCUUCUUUUUUUUAAAUAUGUAUUUUAGUUCCUUGUUUUAUUAGUGUAGCCAUUUCUGUGAUUAGAGGGUAGGUAAUGACUGGCUUGACUUUUCAUAAACCCUGUGUUUUAGCAAUCAGGAUAGAAUUGUAAAAUAGAUGAAGAUGAUCUAUAGUAAUAACUAUUGUCAGGGUGUGGCCCAGUAUUCAGUGGCAGAAAAUGUCAGCCUAUUGUCUGUUACAAUAAUUGAAAGUAUUACUCAGGAAAAAGCAUUUUUUUAAAACAAUUUGUGCAACUAGCACUGCUUUUUUUUUUUAAACAAGUAUAGUUUAAAACUACAGUGAAUCUUGUUUUCUGAAAUUCCUUGAGGAAGAAAAAAAUCUAAUCCACACUCAGCCUACCUGUUCAGCUGAUCACACUGGUCAAUCUUUCCACUACUUGUACAUAUGCAGAGAUUAUGGUACUUUGUCAAUGUGAAAACACUGCUUACUUUAAUCACUAAAGGACAAACCUAAGACAUGGUUGCGAACCUAAAUGCACCCUCACAGUCCCAUGUGAAUGCUUAUGGAUGUCUGUGCGUGUUAAGUGGCGUCUUCACAGCUACUGUAAUAUGGCCUCAGGGUUUGUCCUACGCAGGCUGAUUUAUACUUCUGCAUCUGCGAAUGUGUGUAAGUGUCCUACAAAACCUUUCACUUACAUGACUGCUACUACAGUAGAGGGCAGUGUUGCAUGUAGCAAUCCAGAAUGUUCUGAACUCCAAUCAAAGAGGAGUCUCACACUUCACUGAUGGAUUGAUUUUAAACUUUUAUUUACACUUCUAACAAAGAGCUUUAAUGUCAUGUCUCUUCCGCAAUUCAGUCCUUAAUCUGCUCCAUUUUGCGCACGUGUUAGUUCUGGGCUGUGUGUAGAGCUCUUUGGGUCUCAUCGCAUCCCUGACAUUAGAAUAUACACUUUCCUGCCCAAACAAUCAGUGUCAUGAGCAACAGAUUGUCAUGAGGCAUAACAGUGUUUGUGUGGAUUCCCCCUCAAGCUCCACUUACCCGUAACCUAUUUCGCCUUGUCUUAAUGCUUUGCAGAAAUAUAAAUCAGCCAUUAAUUAUACCCAGUUUUUAAAUGUCGGCUCUCAUCCCUUUUAUUUCUCAAGGAAUCAUAUUAGCACUUUUACCACUGAAGACAAAAACUGUUGGAUUACAAAUACAUACAUGCUUUUGUUCAGAGGAAAGCUGUGAUUUUUUUUUUUUUUUUUUUUUUUUUUUAAAAAAUAAAGAAAAUGGGUGUUUAUUGCUAGUGGCAUUUUUUUUUAAUAUAUAGUGGGAUGUGAGGGUUAUUUGCAUGAUUUGUUUUAGUAAUGCUGUCGACAUGGAUGCCAUACCAAUUUUUGUGCUGUGGAGCCUUGUGUGUAAGUACAAGGCCUCUUUGUAUUCAAAGUGUAUUUAAGUAUUAAGUUGAUUAUGCUUUUGAGUGAAUAGCUGCAUUUGGAAUUCUACCUCUCAAAUUACAAAUUUGAUGCCUAAUGGACAAAAAUGCAAACUUCCCUUUCAAGGUCUUGCUUGGAGAACCAUCCAAGAUAUGGACUUUUAAUCUCAUGCAAAUCUGAAUUUAUGGACCUGAACCUGUUUAAUUUUAAUACUUUUUUUUGUUUUGUUUUGUUAUUAGCCAUGAAAUCAGGAGUCAAACAGCCCGAGGAGACUUGUGAAUCUGUUCCCCAUUUCCUUUUCCCACCCACAAAUGCAAUCCUUGCUGUGCCCGUGAACGGAGCAGGAAGACCCCUGUGUCUUCCUUCCAUGUCUCCUGCUCCUAUCCAGCAUGAACGGGACCCAGCUAUUGGCCUCAGUCCCUUAUCAGAGAACUGCUGAUCCUGCACUAGUCUCUGGGCUCAAAACUGAAAUGCUGCACUCCAAACUUGUCCCAUACUUUUAAAAAAAAAAAAAAAAAAAAAAAAAGGAAAAAAGUGGCAAAAAGAACACAAUUGACCUUAAUAUACCUCAUAUCACUGUAUACACGACAAAACCAGGGACGUGUUUCAUGUAGCCUAUAUAGUGGUAAUAUUGUAGUGUACAUCAGCCAUAUUGUAGAACCUUAUAAUGCCAUCUGUGUUUACGAUUCUCAUUCAUGUUGGUCUGUUGAACUACUUUUUUUUUGUGUGUGUGUCUGUUAAGCAAUUUUGCCAAGCAGUGUUUCCGUGUAGAUCUCUUUCCCCUUUAGGAUUUCUUGAAUUUGUUUCAUGUUCUUCUCUCUCCCCCCCCGUUUUGUUACUUGCCAUGUGUUUUGAUAUGAUCUUUAGAAAGAUUUUGUUUACAGUUAUGUACAAAACACUAAAAAUGUGUUUUCUUUCCCAUUUGAUUUUGUUGUCUGAUGCAUGAUAUGAAGUUUUUUUGUAUGGCUUUUUUCUGAUCACAAUUGCACCAAAUUUGUUUUGUAGCAGAUUUGUCCUCAUCUUCAAACUUUUCUUUUUGUGACUCUACAGGGCUGAACAUGUCAGAUGACUUUAUAUAUGAUUAGAUAAGCCAAUAAAACCUUUUGUUAUGAAA